GGGAACAGACCCACCAGCUUGCCUGUUGGCAUUUGCUUACUCACUAGUGGUGGAGAGAGGAGCCCAGUUGGAUUCCCUUGAGGAGGCCCCUCCACUAAGCUGGAUGCUGGCUGGUAGACACAGGAGCUAAGCCUCGUGCUAUGAGGGAGGAUAAACGGUUUGUCCCACUCCUAGGAUGAAGCUGCUUGUUAGGACUCUACGUUUCUGGGAAGUGGGGAGGCAGGUAGCCUCCUGGAGCCUGAGGACUGGCCAGGAGUGUUUGGGGCUCAGGAAAUUAUGCUGGCCUUCGAUGAGGGCUGUCAGAACCAGAGCAGAUCACCAAAAGCCUGAAGGUCGCAUCGCUGUGGGAAGGAUCAUGCGUCCAGAUGAUGCCAACGUGGCUGGCAAUGUUCAUGGAGGGACCAUUCUGAAGAUGAUUGAGGAGGCCGGGGUCAUCAUCAGCACCCGGCACUGUAACAGCCAGAAUGGGGAGCGCUGUGUGGCUGCCCUGGCCCGGGUAGAGCGCACUGAUUUCCUGUCGCCCAUGUGCAUUGGUGAAGUGGCUCACGUCAGUGCAGAGAUCACCUACACUUCCAAGCACUCUGUGGAGGUCCAGGUCCACGUGAUGUCGGAGAACAUCCUCACAGGUACCAAAAAGCUGACCAAUAAGGCCACUUUGUGGUAUGUGCCCCUGUCAUUGAAGAAUGUGGACAAGAUCCUCGAGGUGCCUCCUAUUGUGUAUUUACGGCAGGAACAGGAGGAGGAGGGUCGGAAACGCUACGAAGCUCAGAAGCUGGAACGCAUGGAGACCAAGUGGAGGAACGGCGACAUCGUCCAGCCUGUCCUGAACCCAGAGCCAAACACGGUGAGCUACAGCCAGUCCAGCCUGAUCCACCUGGUGGGGCCCUCGGAUUGCACCCUUCAUGGCUUCGUGCACGGAGGUGUCACCAUGAAGCUGAUGGAUGAAGUGGCUGGGAUUGUGGCUGCACGCCACUGCAAGACCAACAUAGUAACUGCCUCUGUGGACGCCAUUAAUUUCCAUGACAAAAUACGGAAAGGCUGUGUCAUCACCAUCUCCGGACGCAUGACCUUCACGAGCAAUAAGUCCAUGGAGAUUGAGGUCCUGGUGGACGCUGACCCUGUGGUGGACAACUCACAGAAGCGUUACCGGGCCGCCAGUGCCUUCUUCACCUACGUGUCCCUAAACCAGGAGGGCAAGCCGCUGCCUGUGCCUCAGCUUGUGCCGGAGACAGAGGAUGAGAAGAAGCGUUUUGAAGAAGGCAAAGGCCGCUAUCUGCAGAUGAAGGCAAAGCGACAGGGCCACACAGAGCCUCAGCCCUAGGUGUCGUUCUCCCGUCCUGGGUCAGCACAGUUGUGGCAAUAGCCCCACCGUGUGCAGUCACUUAGAAGUUACCCCCUUGGCCAAACCCCUAAUUUCCACUGAGAGCUGGUGUUGUGUGAAGUAUUGUGUGGCAGUGUUACCUAUGGCCCAUUCCCAAAACCUGUGCACCAAAGCUUUAUUUAUAUCCCCCCAGUAACUGCUCCCCAGUGUUGUCCCAAAGGCCAUCAUGGACACCAGAGCACACUGACUGGCCUGAAGAAGCCAGCACCACUAAUAAAGCUGCUGCUGGCUGAACUCAUGAA
Molecule: messenger RNA, 1623 nt
Organism: Grammomys surdaster
Lineage: Eukaryota; Metazoa; Chordata; Mammalia; Rodentia; Muridae
Gene: Acot7
Product: acyl-CoA thioesterase 7
Exons: 9
Coding region: 176-1321 (381 amino acids)
Biological process (GO): acyl-CoA metabolic process; palmitic acid biosynthetic process
Cellular component (GO): extracellular exosome; cytosol; nucleoplasm
Molecular function (GO): long-chain fatty acyl-CoA binding
Source: RefSeq, a predicted model, not a curated record